Helianthus annuus (common sunflower) is the source of this 378-nucleotide messenger RNA. RefSeq lists its product as uncharacterized. The transcript has a single exon. Lineage: Eukaryota; Viridiplantae; Streptophyta; Magnoliopsida; Asterales; Asteraceae. The record is from RefSeq and is a predicted model, not a curated record. The coding region runs from base 1 to 378 and encodes 125 amino acids.
AUGGCGGAUGAACUCCCGUUAUGGUUCCCACCCAUGAGUAGCGACGAUUCAUCCGAUAGUAGCAUUCUUUUUUUUCAAAAUCUCAUCGAAGAAGCCGAACUUCAAGAUACCGGCACGUCUAACCAAAGAAGAUAUAUUGAACGUCAACGUGAGGAGGGGCAUGAGACACUCAUGGCGGAUUAUUUUGUCAAAGACCCGAAGUACAACGAAGAUAUCUUUCGGCAUAGGUUCCGUAUGUCGAAACGUUUGUUUCUAAAAAUUGUGUCCGAUGUGGAAGAGAACGACCCCUGGUUUGUAGAGGCCCCCGAUGCGCGAGGUAGGAAGGGCUUUACGCCCUUGCAAAAGGUGACAUCGGCUAUUAAACAGCUCGCAACUUGA